CCGAACCAAUUUAAAACGGUGUCUCUUCUUCCUCUCCCCUUAAUCGCUCUUCCUCAGACGCUCAACAUAUCGAGCUUGUCGACUCCGCCAAGGCGAUUCCCAUACGACGAGCUCGGAUCAUCUUGCUUUUAGAGUUCCUCCUCAAUCCCCUUCCGUCGAUUCUUUGAAGCUAAAUCCCGGGUUCCCUGUCCUCGAUUGACGGCGAUGACCUGACAUCUUAGGGUUUCUCUGGGAUAUUUUCUUGCGGAUUCCCGAUGAAGAAGAAUUUGUUCGAUCAUCUGAAAUCCUUGAGUGGGUCGCUUGCUGGACCCCCCAGGGUUGCACCGCUCCCCGUUGCGAGGGUUUCCUCGGAUUCGAACUCUUACGGUAGCUUUGUGAAUUUGAAGCUUACUGCAGAGAAGUUGGUCAAGGAACAAGCUUCUUUGAAAACUGAUCUGGAAUUGGCGCAAACAAAGCUGAAAAAGGCAACAGAGCACAUACAAGUGUUAGAGACCAAAUUACAACAAGCAGUCAAUGAAAAAGCUAAGCUUAAAGUAAAGCAAACAGAAGAUACAAAGCUCUGGAAGGGAUUGGAUUCAAAGCUCUCUUCAACUAAGACAAUGUGCGAUCAGCUAACAGAAACUCUGCAGCGGCUGGCUGAUCAGACUUGUGCAGCUGAAGAAGACAAGAAAAUCUUUGAAGAAAAGCUUGAUAAUAAUUUGAAAGCUCUUGAUCAAUUUGAACUUCUUUUUAAUGAUUUAUCAACAAAAUUAGAGAAUGCAAGCAAUACAAUCAACAAUGAUAAACAAGAGAUUUUGGAGCUUAGGCAUGAGAAAGAAGAAGCGGAGAAAUGUUUCAGGAAUCACUGUUAUGCAACAGACAAUGCAAUGAAGGAAAAAGAUGCUGUCAUCAAAGAAUUAAAUGAGAUUAUUGAAGACAAAAAGGCAAACUUGCAGUCUCUUGAUUCUCAACUGCAGGAGAGACAGCAUGAGUUGAGUCUAAAAGAAGAUACUUGCAAAUCUUUAAGAGCAAGCAUUAUUAAGUUGGAAAAUGAAAACAGUUCUCUCCAGAGAUCCAAUAGAAAUUUUGCACAGGAAAUAGAAAAAUCAUGUCAACAUCUUAAAGAGCUUGAAAAUUCAUUUAGUGGUUUAGCGGCUAUGAUGGUUGAACUACAUAAUGAGAGUGCAGCUCUUGAAAAACACAUUUAUAUGUUAUUUUCUUCACUUGAGGUUUACUAUGAUAUGGUUCAGAAGCAGAAGGAGCUGACCUGUUGGUCUGCUCAGCACAAGUAUGAUCAACUCCAUGAGCAAUUUAAACAAUGCACGAUAGAGAAUGAUGCUAUCAAGUUGGAAAAACAAGAGCAAAAGGACAAAAUCUUGGAGCUGCAGAAAGCCCAAGAAUUCAUUAUGGUACAACAUGCAGAUGAGUGCCGAUUGGCAGAAGAAAAAGUUCGAAUUUUGGAAUCUGAAAUCAAGGAUCUUCUUUCUAAAAAGAAUGAUUCAGACAAAUUGACUAUAGAAUUUGAGGAGAAAGUUAAAGAUCUAUCAGAAUCUCAUGCCAUAUCUGAGGCUCAAGUGAAAUCUCUGUCAGAUAAAAUUUCCAGUUUAGAGAGUGAGAAUCAUAACUUACUGGAUAAGCUGCAGUUGGUGUCACUGGAAGGAGCUAAGGAGGCAGAAGCCCUGCAGAAUGAGAUUUCUAUGCAUCACCAGACUAUUCAGUCAAUUGAAAAUCAUCUCAGCCAGCUUAAAUAUGCGCUAAAUGAGAAGGAACAGCUUCUUACUAGUUCUAUGGAGAGAGAAAAGCAAUUGGAAGAGGAAAAAUCUGAGGUUCAAGCAUUGCUGGCUGCAGCUGAAGCCAAACUCAAGGAAGCAAAAAGACAGUAUGAUUUGAUGCUUGAAGGCAAACAGCUGGAGCUAUCAAAGCAUCUGAAGGAACUAUCUCAGAAAAAUGAUCAGGCAAUUAAUGAUAUCCAGAGGAAGUACGAGAUGGAAAAGUUGGACAUUGUUAGUACUGAAAAAGAAAAGACAGAGAAAAUUAUAAAGGAAAUAGAAAAAGGAUGUGAUGUAAAAAUUGCAGAAAACAAAGAACAAGCCAAGCAAUGCUUGAUGUGUGUCAAGGAGGAACAUGGUAAAAUGAUUAUACAAAUCAAGCAAAAUUACGAGGAGAAGGAAUCAAGUCUCUUGCUCCAUCAUAAGGAAGAGCUGAAAAGGGUUCAGCUUCAGGCCGAAAAUGAAAUGAGAGAGAAAACAUCUUCAUUGAGGAAAGAACAUGAAAUUCAAGUUAAAUCAUUGACACUUCAGCAUGAAGAUGAGUGUAGAAAACUACAGGAGGAAUUGGAGCUGCAGAAGACAAAGGAGGAAAAGCAGAAAGCACUGUUGCAAUUGCAGUGGAAAGUAAUGGGCGAAAAUCAACAAGUUGACCAAGAAGUGAACUCUAAGAAGGAAUUCUCUGUUUCAUCAAUAAAGAUGAGGGAACCGUAUAGUAGAAGAAAACACAAACUUACAUUAACGAGUCCCGAAAGCAGAAGGAAGAAUUUGAGUUUGUCAGGAAUUAUGCGGACACCCAUGGUGAGCAUAAUGAAAAAAGUAGAGGAUGGAAGUCCACAAAAUAUUCCCAAUCACAGAAAGAAGGUAACACGCCAUGAAUAUGAAAUUGAGACUUCAAAUGGAACUAUUACAAAGCGCAGAAAGACAAAGAGCACUGUCAUGUUUGGGGAGCCAAAUACUCAGAAAACAUUACACACCCAGACCCCUAUUACCAGCAAUGAUGUGACAAAUAUCAGGAAGGUAAGUGGAGGAAACCAUCCACAUCCAGCAAAUAUCGGUGAUUUGUUCUCAGAGGGUUCUUUGAAUCCUUACGCUGAUGAUCCUUAUGCAUUUGACUAAAAGUUCACAUCCAAGACAUUUUUACCUUGCUCUGAUGCUUAUGAUGCCAAAAUCAUUGAAUUGGGGUUUGGAUGAAGUGUUAACCAUAUGUCAAUGCACUUCACAAGAGUGCUACCAAAGACACAUUGCUGGCUCCAUCCUACGACUGCUUCCCUGUAUUCGGUACGUUUGAUCUUCACCAGUCUUUUCAUUUAGACCUUCUCUGCUCAAGAAUUCUAUACAUGCCAAAUGACUGCAAGCUGAAUUCACAUGCUACUAUCGUAGCUAAGCCUCGAGCUUAAUACUGUCUCCUUCACUCAGAACUAAACUGGAAUACCUAGUAAGCGCCCAUUACCAUCUCAAACACCACAAGAUGAUAUGGUGUAUCACCCUUCUUUGAUCACUUUAGACAACAUAGAAAAGUUACCUGCAGCAGAAAAGGGAAGAGUUUAUAUGUUGAGUUUUCCGAUUACAAUACCUUUCCCAUGUUACUCAGGUCUGUGAAAAAUAGAAAUUGAA
Molecule: messenger RNA, 3362 nt
Organism: Musa acuminata AAA Group (dessert banana)
Lineage: Eukaryota; Viridiplantae; Streptophyta; Magnoliopsida; Zingiberales; Musaceae
Product: synaptonemal complex protein ZEP1-like
Exons: 19
Coding region: 255-2864 (869 amino acids)
Biological process (GO): reciprocal meiotic recombination
Source: RefSeq, a predicted model, not a curated record